CGGAGGCGGGUUUUAAAUCGCCCCCGCGCCGCCGCCGCGCCGCCCCCCGCGAAGAAGAGGCGCCACGCCGCCCGCGAGCGGACGGCCAUGUACGCCCCGGGGGGAGCGGCCCCCGUGCCUGCGGGACCCGUACUUGCAACACCUCCGCCACUGCCACCUCCAGUACAGGCAUAUGCAUUUAAACCUCCUCCUCGACCUGACUUCGGUACUUCAGGGAGAACAAUCAAACUACAAGCCAACUUUUUUGAAAUGGACAUUCCUAAAAUCGACAUCUACCAUUAUGAAUUGGAUAUAAAGCCAGAGAAGUGCCCUAGAAGGGUUAACAGAGAAAUAGUUGAACACAUGGUCCAGCACUUUAAAGCGCAGAUAUUUGGGGAUCGCAAGCCAGUAUUUGAUGGGAGAAAAAACCUCUAUACAGCUAUGCCACUUCCAAUAGGGAGAGAUAAACAGGUGGAGUUGGAGGUCACACUACCAGGAGAAGGGAAGGACAGAAUCUUUAAGGUGGCGAUAAAGUGGAUGUCGGUUGUGAGUCUGCAGGCUUUACACGAUGCUCUCUCUGGUCGUCUUCCAAGUGUUCCUUUUGAAACAAUUCAGGCGUUGGAUGUAGUAAUGAGGCACCUGCCUUCUAUGAGAUAUACUCCAGUGGGCCGGUCUUUUUUUACUGCGUCCGAAGGCUGCUCAAAUCCCUUGGGUGGAGGCAGAGAAGUUUGGUUUGGGUUCCAUCAAUCAGUUCGGCCCUCACUGUGGAAGAUGAUGCUUAAUAUUGAUGUAUCGGCAACAGCAUUUUAUAAGGCACAGCCAGUAAUUGAGUUUGUAUGCGAAGUUCUAGAUUUCAAAAGUAUUGAAGAACAACAGAAACCUCUGACAGAUUCCCAAAGGGUAAAGUUUACCAAAGAAAUUAAAGGUUUGAAGGUGGAAAUCACUCAUUGUGGGCAAAUGAAGAGGAAAUACCGAGUAUGCAACGUAACCAGACGGCCAGCAAGUCACCAAACGUUUCCGCUUCAGCAGGAGAGUGGACAGACAGUUGAAUGCACUGUUGCACAAUAUUUUAAAGAUAGGCACAAGUUGGUUUUACGCUACCCUCAUCUCCCAUGUUUACAAGUUGGGCAGGAACAAAAACACACAUACCUUCCCCUGGAGGUAUGCAACAUAGUGGCAGGACAGAGGUGUAUAAAGAAGCUGACAGACAAUCAAACUUCCACUAUGAUAAGGGCAACGGCUAGAUCAGCACCAGACCGUCAAGAAGAGAUUAGCAAACUGAUGAGAAGUGCAAGUUUUAAUACUGACCCUUUUGUUCAAGAAUUUGGAAUUAUGGUCAAGGAUGAAAUGACUGAUGUGACCGGUCGGGUUCUGCAGCCUCCUUCAAUUCUCUAUGGAGGCAGGAACAAAGCAAUUGCUACACCAGUUCAAGGAGUUUGGGAUAUGAGGAACAAACAGUUUCACACUGGAAUUGAAAUAAAGGUCUGGGCAAUUGCCUGCUUUGCUCCACAGCGCCAGUGCACUGAAGUCCACCUCAAGUCAUUCACAGAACAGUUGCGGAAGAUAUCAAGAGAUGCAGGAAUGCCCAUCCAGGGUCAGCCCUGUUUCUGUAAAUAUGCCCAGGGAGCUGAUAGUGUGGAGCCAAUGUUCCGACAUCUGAAGAACACCUACGCCGGCUUGCAGCUUGUGGUAGUAAUUUUGCCCGGAAAAACUCCAGUUUAUGCGGAGGUGAAGCGUGUUGGCGACACGGUGUUGGGCAUGGCCACCCAGUGCGUGCAGAUGAAAAAUGUGCAAAGGACAACCCCACAGACCCUUUCCAAUCUGUGCUUGAAGAUCAAUGUUAAACUGGGAGGGGUAAAUAACAUUCUGCUGCCCCAAGGAAGGCCUCCCGUGUUUCAGCAGCCCGUAAUUUUCCUGGGCGCAGAUGUUACUCAUCCACCAGCUGGAGAUGGGAAAAAGCCAUCCAUUGCUGCGGUUGUAGGUAGUAUGGAUGCCCACCCUAAUCGAUACUGUGCCACUGUGAGAGUCCAGCAGCAUCGUCAAGAAAUCAUCCAAGAUUUGGCUGCCAUGGUCAGGGAACUGCUGAUUCAGUUCUACAAAUCAACCCGAUUCAAACCAACUCGGAUUAUUUUCUACAGAGACGGUGUUUCAGAGGGACAGUUCCAGCAGGUUCUCCAUCAUGAAUUGCUGGCUAUUAGAGAAGCAUGUAUUAAGCUAGAAAAAGACUACCAGCCUGGGAUUACAUUCAUCGUUGUGCAGAAAAGGCACCAUACCAGACUCUUCUGUACAGACAAAAAUGAAAGGGUUGGGAAAAGUGGAAACAUUCCAGCAGGUACAACAGUGGACACAAAAAUCACCCAUCCUUCAGAGUUUGACUUCUACCUGUGUAGUCAUGCUGGUAUUCAGGGAACAAGCAGACCAUCUCACUACCAUGUUCUCUGGGAUGACAAUCGUUUCUCUUCAGAUGAGCUUCAGAUUCUUACCUAUCAACUGUGUCAUACAUACGUACGCUGUACUCGCUCUGUUUCAAUCCCUGCGCCAGCAUACUAUGCGCACCUGGUUGCCUUCAGAGCCAGGUAUCAUCUGGUGGAUAAAGAGCACGAUAGUGCUGAAGGAAGUCACACUUCUGGUCAGAGCAAUGGCAGAGAUCAUCAAGCACUUGCAAAGGCUGUUCAGGUUCACCAGGAUACAUUACGCACCAUGUACUUUGCUUGACAUGUUGCAAUGUUAUAAGAAACUCAGUUCUGAGUUGGAUUCACAGGAGACCAGCUGCACUUAGACCAACAGUUGCCCAAGAUACAGCGACAGCCAGCAAUGAGUGAUGCAUCAUUAUUUUAUUAGAUUAUUAAAUUAUUGUUUUUCCAUUUGCAAGGAAGCCUUCCGUCCGAAAUUUCAGACUUGAUUGUGAACUGUAGACCUGUAUAAAAUUGCACAGCUGUUAUCAUUGUGGAUUUGCCAAAAUCAAAAGCUGCUUAUCAGGAGAAAAGAAAAGAAAAAAAAGAAAACCCACAUUCUGUACUAAAUCUAGAGCUGUGAUCUCAGGGCUAAAACAAACAAACACUUCUCAUUUAGUUAUGCCUUUAUAUAUACUUGUUUGUAACUAAUCAAAAAAUACCCACUUAAGAUCAGGAACUGGAAAAAGCUAUGAAUUUGGGUGCCAUUGAAAACUUUCAUUCUAGAUGCAUUCACAAAUGUUUUAUUACUGAAAUGCAAAAGAGACUUGUCCUCUGCUGUCUUUUAUAGAUGAACAGUCUGUGAAGGUCUACGGGCAAAAGUAUUUUUUGAAGUUCUUGAAUGUCUUUCAUUGUGCUGUUUAAAUUUUUUGUAGAAUGAAUUACGGAAUUAUUUCAGUUAGACAAAGGAGCUUAUCUCUACUUUUUAUUAUGUCCACUCAAAGAUCAGCAAAGUGUGCCAUUUUGAAAAAAAACCUUAAAAAAUAUCCAUUUUGAUUAUUAAUCAUGGAGUUUGUCCUGUAGGACUGUGACACUUACUUUUCCAAAGCUUUUCUAAAGAAUACGGGUCUGUGGUGAUACAGUACAAUCUUUUUCACUGUUAUGUUUGAAUUAAUGUAAAAUUUAUAUAUGUUUCACAGUAUUAACAUGAUAGACUAGAUGCUAUUUAUUUUCAUUUACUAUGGAGUGGUAAACAUAGUUCUGUUAACAUAUCAUAAAUUGAAAUGCUUUGGAUUUUAGAAAUGAGAAAUGUAUCAUGUGGACACGAGCAAUCCGAGUCAGAAUUCAUUAACCAUAGCUUUUGUAAGUUCUCUGUUCAUUUCAGCAAGGCUUUUCAUCCAUCUAAAACGAAGAGAGAUUAUACUGUAGCAUUACUGGGUGUAUUGCACCUUUCAAAAAGCAGGAAUAUGCAGCUGAUUUGCAUGGCAGAAUUGAGAGAUUUACCUGGUGUAUAGUUUAUUUAGCUUGUAUCUGGAAGAACAUUCAAGUGUUCCUCCAGCAUAGAAGAUCCAACAUGUGGACAUGCUUGUUAGAUGUCCAAACAAAGUGGACAUGAAAGAACAGUUCUGGAUUAAUUCAAGCACAAAUAUAUAGUUUGAGCAUCUGGAACAUAGAAGUGGAUGGAAAGAGAUCUGAUGUUUACUUGAGGAGGGAAGUAUUGAUCUUACAUAUGAAAAGAAUAGAAUACAAUAGAAAGGGGUGAGGACAGAUCCUGUUAUCUUUGGAGAAGCAUUAAUUCAGAUGGAGACCUGCUUAAAAUGAAAGCAUCCGUUCAUUUGCACAAUACUCAUAAAAAUAAGUAUUCACAAAUGCUGUUGCACUAAUGAUGACAACAGGAACACUACUAGGAUACUGUAGAACAAAUUCCAGGAUGUUUUCCUCUUAAUCUGAUCUUAUUGAAGUUAAAAAGCAAAAACUAGGCACAUCGAAUUAAUGUCAAAUCUUCAACAUUUUUGAAACUUUCCUAAGAUUAACUCAGAUUUAUUUUCUUUCUCCUGAAAAGCAGAACAGCUGCUGUUGCAAGGUGUGCCCAUUUCUCCAUUUAGUGAAGUAGGGAAAAUGGGAUCAGGCUGUGCUAGGGCUUUGAUGGUAUUGCUGGACUAAUUGUUGAUGCCUGAGCAAGGAAACAUUCUUUCUGUUGCCUAUAAAGAGUUAGGAAUCUUAUAUACCAGUUAAAGUCUGCAACUAGUGAGCAGUGCCUCGUGUUGCCAAAUGGAUGCGGCUGCAACAGCAGGUGUUUUGGGCAAGAGUACAUCAUAUUUUCUUUUGUUAAACUGUGUGUGUGUGUUUUUGUGUUUUAAAAUUCUGUAUGCAGUUUCAGCAGCUUGACAGCUUUAAGAAAAAUGGGAUCCUAGUGGGGUCUCCAUCGUUCUGCUCUGGAAAGCAGAUGGCAGCAUAUUCUUCUUAACUUAGAGUAUGUGGAGUUUUUUGUGUUUUGUUUAUGGAUUUGUUGCACUUUCCAGCUAGUGUUAAGGAAGAGAUUGAUAUGUGAAGUCAUGCUCAAGUUUGCCCACCACUGAUUUGGUGAGCAGACUAGUUUUAAAAGCUAAUCUCCUGCUUUUGAAGUUCUGCCCUAAUUAGCUGCCUGUUCCAGGCUGGCACUUAAGGUGGCAUUGUUCAUUCUUCCCUUGCUUCUCCACUUCCUUGAACUGACACCAGCAAGUAAGAGGUGGGCUAAGGUGUAGAAUCUUCCUUGUCUUCCGCUUCAGAAUUGGGUGACUGGGUCACAGCAAAGAGCUCUUUUCCAUGGCUGCCGUUAAGUAGCAGUGACCUAAAUUAAAAGCUCCUUUCUCUUGGUUCUUGCUGGCAGCCACUUCAAUUUAUUUUCAUUCUUUCCAUUUUCAUUCUUUAUUGUUAGCUAACUGCAGAUGCAUGUCCACAGUGAUUGUCAUGGGCUUACGUAGAUCAUUCUCCAAAGAAUUAAUGUUGUCUUGUCACUGGCCUCUGCAGCCGUAUUUGUGUGCAUAGCUUUCUGUGCAGAAGGAAUAUGAUGGUUUUCUGAUCAUUAGAUAUUGUUGGGAUAGAAAGGAGAAAUGGAUGUCAUUUUCUUUCUUUUUCUCUUGUAUACUGUAACCUUAAAAAUGGUGUUUGGUUUUUCCUUGUUAGGUGCAUGGCAAGCUAAUGUCUAGCAAAAUUCAGCAUUGGGGUGGGGAGGGGUUGUAAAAAUUUUGUUUUGAGCAAUUGACAAUGCACUUUGAAAAGGUAGGGCACUCUGAAUAUGCACAGGAACUGCUUUUUAUAGUAUAUGCAUAAACCAAAACUCCAAAUUGAAACAAAGAAUACACCUUUUUAAGUAGUUGUUUACUGCAGUGAUUCUUGUAAGCACAGCAAUAUCUCAGGUGAAACUAAUUUCAUACACUUUUAUCCAAAAUAUUCUCCAUGAGAAGAGGGGAAUAGUUUACAAAAACUGAGAAGUACAGGCAUGUUGCAUACCUGGAAAAGCUUCUAAAUCUGGUUAUCUUGUUUGAAUUGCUUCAUAAAGCAAACUUUUGUUACUAAUUUGGCUUCUUUUAAAAAUGGCUUCUCUUUAACUUGCAGAGAAACCUGGGCUUAAUAGCGUCUUUAACAAAAUUAAUCAGUACCAUUAUUGGCAUCCAUGUUGACCUGUAGUCAAGCAGGUGUUGCAGAAUUGCAUCACCUAUCAUUGGUGUAGUAUUUUUUCAUAUUUAAACUUAAGUUGUGCUGAUUAUUUCUCUAUUCUACUGCUAGUUUGAUGUUUAAGAAUUCACUUAACUUUGUACUGAAGAAUGAGGGCCUCAUACCUCAGCCCUGUCAAGGAAAAACCACAUAGGAUUCAAGUUUGUCAGCUGUAACUUUUGCGUUUUCAGCUUUUCCGUGUUCUAAAUUAUUAACAGUAUUGAGCUAUAAAAGAAGAGUGCAGCAGUCCAAGGAAAUGCUGCUAUUUUAGAGCGCAAACCAAUGAACCAGCAUGAUAACUGAAGCCAUUUUAGUUUUAAAAGAUAUGUACUAUAAUUGGACUCUUGUGCCUUUUAAACAGUUGUCCUUGAUGCAGACAGCACCAGUGCCUUCUGGAGCACGUGGGGCUUCCUGCUGACCUUUGCCCGGAGGCUGUGCUUUGUCAGCCGCAGGCAGUGAUGUGAGGUCCGGGUGCAGAAUGGACCCAAUCUCCUCCCUGGCUCUUUCUGGGAUUGCUGUGUGAGUUUGAGCAGCCAGGCUCCCUGAUUCAUCCCUUCAGCUUGGGUCAUUGGCAGACAUGCCGAGUUGAGCCAUCUAGUUUUCAUUACUGUUCCGGUGCUUGGAAAAUUAGCAUGUUUGCAGCCCUAUUGAAUAUUGCUACAACAAUGGCUAGGACAUUGGAAUUUAGUGCUGGCUUUUUGCUGUGCUAGUCUAACUUGGAGGGACAUAUCAUGUGAUUGCAGCUGACCUCUGUACAAUUAGUUGCAAUGGAGAGAUGAAUUCUCCCAGCAUGUGGGGACCCCCCCUUCCCAGGUUCCUCCUCUUCACCCAUGCCUAACAUAAUCACUCCCUCAGAGUUAUUGCAAGCUUACACUUGUGCCUAAAAUCUAGUUAACAACUUGUAGCGCUAAGGGAGGUAUACAAGAAUGCCAAGGUCUUGGAACCAUCACAAGAGAAUAGGUUCUCUUAAUUCUUCAGGUUUUUUAUGGUUCUUAAACAUGGCACUGCCAUGUGUUGCCUAAACUUACCAUGGGGGAAGAAGCCUGUCUUUUCUUGGCAGCAUAACAUGGAUUAGCUGGGUAGCCCCCACAGACCUUUUAACAAGGAAUACCAUGAACAAAGGAAGGGCGAUGGAAUAGCAGGUGUCCGGUAAUAAGCCAGUGCAUGCUUCAGAACAUCCAGUCUCCUCUCGCGGAGGCUACAUGGUCUCCCCUGCCCUGUGGACAUGCUUCUCCUGUGCUUAGUAAUGCAGACUUCAUGGCUCUUGCGCUGCCCCAGUUUCGAGGAAUCACUGAAGGCAGGAAGCUCAGUCUGGCCCAGUCCUGCCUACUCUGACAGCUGGCUGUUCAGGGUCUCAAUCGGGGGAGUUUUACAUCACCUGUGAACCCAUUCAAGCUUUAAAAAAAUAUACUCAGCCUGGAGAUACCAGGGAUCAAGCUUGGGACCCUUUGUGUGCGGAGCAUGACUUGUACCACUGAGCUAUAUCCUCUACUCAAAAGCGAUCCCCCGCCCCCAAAUAACUCAUUAAACCUUUCCAUCUCUAUUUUGAUGCUUCAGGAGGAAGGAGCUAGAACUGUGGCUGAAAUGGGGUUUCUUGUUCUGGGGAUUGUAGAUAGAAAUGUUGCCAUAUGUGUUAUUACAUCUCCUGUGGCAUUGCUGAAGCCAUAAGGUCUUUACACAUAAGGAAAAGAAUGUAAAUAAGUUGUUGCAAGUCAGUGGUAGUUAUAGAUUAAAUUGCAUUUUUAAAUGGAGGGUAUACUUCAAAAGCAGUUCUUCCUUCUCUUUAAAUUACAGCUUUGAAGAUUGCAACAUGGUAUUGGCUCUUUGAGACUGAGACCAUGUUGUUUAUCUUCCUUUACAUUUGUACACAUUGGGAACUUGCUUCUAAAGGCCUCCUAGUAAUCAUUUCUAGGAGAAAACUCAAGCAGGAUGUAAUUGCACUGAUUCUUAUAACUUCCUUUUACUGCAAUGAACUUUCUGUUUGCGUCUGCUGUAGUAAUCGGAAUAAUACUGUAUGUACAGUUAGGACCAACCCAGAGAGAAAUGGUCAGUGUUUGACCAAAUGGCCCAUUUUACAGUAUUAAGAGAUAACCAGAAUGCACAUAAAAAUUUCUUCUAUGUAUCUGUUUCUAUGUAGCUUCAAAUUCUUGAAGGGUAGAGUUUGCUUAUUUUGCUUUAUGUAUUUUUAUGAAUUUGUUGUCUGCCUUCACUCCAUAAUUUCUUUCUUGUUCCUCUCUGAACUUUGCACUUUGCUUGCAAGACACUUCUCCCACCCAGUAUAUCACGUUCUAGUAUAAUCAGCUAUAUGUUCCUCUGCCAUUUUAACCAUUGCCCAUGCUUUCUAGUUGAACAAGCAUCUUUGUGAUUGUGCCAAUAGAAGUUGCUAGUGCAAACUUCAGCACCUGAUUCACCGGGAAUGUUUUAAUGUGACUGUGGCUUUAACCAGAUGCUCAUGCUGGCUGAGAGCUUCCAUAUAGCCUGAGGUGCCUGAUCCCACCUAAACUUGGAAGGUAAGCAGGAUUGGGCCUGGUUGAAAUCUGUAUGGGUGACUUAAAUGCUGUGAACCACCCAGAGAGCUUCAGUUAGGGGCAGUACAGAAAUGUAAGGUGGUGAUGAGGAGAAGGAGGAGUGAAACCCGUUACCAGCAGGCAAAAUACAGACUUAUGCUUCAGCUGGUAUCCCAGUGGUGCUUAUAUAGGGGAACUAUUCCGAUGGAGUCUCAAACAGAAAUCUCCAUCCUAAUUAAGUGGACGGCCCAUAUGACCUGCUGUGAUUUGGGAACCUACUUCUGUGAACUGUCUUUAUCUAGUGACACUCCAGGGUGCACUUGUUCUCUUUACUGUUGAGUUAUUUUUGGCAUGCCUCAUAGAAAAAUAAGCCAGUGUCCCUGCUCUGUUGCUUAUUUUUCAGUGUCAGCCAUUUUAUCAUGUUAAGCCUGAUGUUAGGAUCUGUUAGUUUGCGUCGUAUGUACCUUAAGUCCCCCAUUUAAGUUUCUGCUUUCUUUUUCUUUCUUUCUUUGUUUUUGCCUGAAGUAUUAAAAGAGAAUGUAGUGACUUGUCCAGAUUGCUUAGUGAAGAAUAUUGUACUGCAAAGAGUUUAAAGACUACCUCCUACAUUUCUUGAAAGGGAUUAGGGUGCUUUCCUUCCUAAAAUGAGAUUUGACAUUACUGAAAGUAGCCAAAUUUCAUGAAUGGACCUGAGUUGCUAUGACCUUUUGCCUUCGGAUUUGAGAAGCUGGGUGCCAUAUAGGGUCUUUCAACAUCCUUGAUCAGAAAAAGCAAGGCUGGCUAGAAACCACAGGACGCUUUCUGUAAACUUGGCAAAAUGCGAGGCACGGUCUUUCUUUCACGGAUUUGGUGUGCUCAUUUUCCUCCAUUUCUUUAAAGAUGCCAGGAGACUAUGGCACAGCUGAGAUUAACCUUGCAAUUGCAUUUUUCCCCACAUGGCUGUUCCAAAAUAAGGAAUGUUUUGGUGUGUUGGCAUCUUGUGCUCCUGCAGGAAAUUUUGUGACUGUAAAUGUAGAGUAUGUUGGCAGCAGGUUGGACAUGUGCUUUCAGUGGCAGUUCCCAAUGACCUGUUAGAUUUUAAAACUAUUUCAGAAAAGGUUCUCUCUUUAGUAUGUGGAACUGCUGUACAAAAAACAGGUCCAGCAUCACCUUGGGCAUAAGAACUAGUUGUGGCGGCAUUUGGAUCCAGGUGUGGAAAAGUAAUUUGAUGGUGCUUUAAACAUUUUGAAUCUACAUUGAAAUUAUUGUGUUAAAUAUUUUUAGGAUACUAUUUAGGUAACAUUUCUUGAAAUAUCCUUGAAAAUGCUAGUUCCCCUACACAGAUUAUAACUUACACAAACUCUUAAUGUGCAAAAAGCAAAUCAAAACAGGUUCUUUAAAUGUUUGAGUGUGUUCUCUUUCAAUAGACAACAAUUUGUUCACACCUAACAUCUUAAUAGGUUGCAGCUGAAGGUGCUUUUUAUCUCUAAACUGUAGAAAACUGCCUUCUAAUCAUCACAUUAUUCUGAUGGUUGAAUGCAUCAUCCUUUUUAUAUGUACAGUAAGCUUAUUACUGUAAAAUUUGCUGCUGCAGUUUAUAGGGCUGUUAACCAUAAAUCAUUUACUGUGACAUAGGGUAGUUAAUGCAAGUCAUCCUGGGAUUUAUAGUUUAGGACAUUAUUAAUAGUGUUUAUAGUCAAGAAUGUUAAUAAAAACUACUAUCUAGUUGUGAGAAACCUUACAAGUAAUCUUCUAUCAAAGAUUAGGCACAUUUGUUAGUGGUCUGCAAAUAGGUCAGUGUAUAUUUUCUUCCCAAAUAUAAGAUAGAUUGAUUCCCCAAAAGAAGCUACAACCUUGAGUUUACAAGAGCUGAGCUGGGUUAUGAAGGAGGGGCAUUCAUCCAUUCUUUCACAGGGAUGUCGUAAGAUGGAAACAACUUGAUAGCCCACGACAGCAUAUAUUUAUCCAUCCCUUGAUGUUUGGGCAAUGGAACAGGCACUAGUUAAGUACGCAGGUACCCAUCAUUUUUUUUUUUUUUUUAACUAACACUGGCCAAUAUCUAGAGAGCCACUUAAGGUCUGACCCUAUCUCUGGAUGGGAAUUUUUAUCUCGGAGCAGCAGACCUCCAACAUGCUAUAUCCCAGUCUGGUUUUGAAAGUAGGCUUUCAUGUAAAGACCUUUAGAACUUGGUUGGGUGUAUAGCCUGAGUUCUGGAAGGUAGGAUCCUUGGUCUCCUAGCUUGAUAUUUUGGACAAUGCCAAAUAGUAGCUCUGAUGGGACUGGGGAAAACUCUAUAGAUGUUUUUGCGUGCAACAUGUGUGCUUUACUACAGCCAUGUUCCUCCUAGUUAAGAGUUCUUUUGGAUCACGGCCCACAUCCUUUCCCUGAAAUGACAUGGGCAGGCAUGGUGAGUAGCUCUGAAUUGGCUGCCAGAAAUAGCAAGCAUCGUUGAGCUGGUAUUUCUCUCAAUCGUCCCCAGCAGGCUUAGGCAAGAGAACAUACCCUGCUUGCUUCUCCUUCGUAAUGCAGGGGACAUCUUGCAUACCAGGAAACGGGAUGUUGGACCAGGUAGAUGUUUUAGUCUGGUCUAGUAGGGCUUGGUUCCUGAUUUUGCACACUGGGGUUUGAGGGAAACCAAUGUGGAAUCUGUACUGGUCCUGUGUUGUAGGAGAUUUUGGGGGUAUUUCUGUCUGGGUGUCAAAGAUGGGUCUUUGUCCUUUAUUCCCAAUCACUUAGCAAGCCAUGAGAGAAGGGAGACUUUCUCCAUUAUGCUGAGGGGGUUAGAGACUUCUCACAAGAAUUAUGACUGCAGGUAGUACCUUGUGGAAACUGCAUGACUGACCACAGGAUGUUUCAAAGGGUAGGCCAACUAAAAUGCAACAUCAGUAUGAUUCUUUCUAAGAGAGGAAUUAUUCUCCUAUUGCUCCUAGAGUAAGCCUAGAUCCAAGGUGUGCGUUUGUGAUCUUUUGGGAAACCUCUUGAAUUCUUUUGGGAGAUUUCUGAAUUCAUGCAUCUUUUCUUGCAGACAGUUAAGGUCCUAGAAUACCAGUGGAACAAAUUGAGAACAAUGUAUGCAAAUAGCUCUGACAUUGCCCAGUAUCAUGGAUGUUCAGGACUGCCCAGGAAAUUAGGGUUUCUUGGGAAAAGAAAUUGGGUCUGUCCUCUUUUUAAAAAAAGAAAACUACCUCUACGUGUGAGUUGGCGGUAUUGUGGGCACCUUUUUAGUUGCUUUUAAUGAAAUAGAAGGGUGUGGGGCAGCAGACAACACAUGGAACUAUUUUCUACCCCACCACCCACUUCCUACUGAUAGAAACUGCUGAUGAUAAUCCAGACUUUUCUCAGGAGGCAGGUAUGUUAUUUUUCUUUGCUCUUUUUCUCUGUAUUAUAAAAGUCACAGUGUCUUCUCUUUCUCAGAGGAUUGUUUCAUGUUUAAAGAUGUACACCUAAAACUCUUUUAUGCAUACCUAUCGGAGAAACACAUGGGUUUGAAAAAAGAAUAGCUCUGCUUUUAUGUGGCAUGUCCCCUGGAUGGCAAACACAGGUUUGCUGUUUGUGUAAUGCCUCAGGAUUCCAGCAGUUGCAGUUUGAGACCCCAGCCCAUGCGGAUGAAAGUGAUUGAUUUGUCCAGUAGCUGUCAUUCCAGAAUAGUAAAAUGUUGUUGUAUAAAACCUUCUACAGAAUGGGGGAAACACAAGACUAGAAUGUAUAAUGGAAUCUGACUUUGAGUUGGUACACUUCAUAUUUAACUGACAUUUCCUGGGAGUAUUUUAACUCUUAGUUCAAUGUAAGCAAUUAUUGUGGAUGGGUGUGAGUGAGUGUGAGAGGGAGGGAGAGAUCCAGAGUUAGUUCCCAUUCAAACAAGUGAGACACACGCCAUGAUUGGAUUGAAACCCAACUUAAGCUAACUUAGCCUGGAACCAAACCAUUGAGUGUGGGACGGGGAAGAGAGAAAUACCUGGGAACGUCUCUACCGAUACCCGUUUCUAUCUUGCCAACAAAGAAGAAUAAGUCUCUGAAUGAUUAAAAAUAUCAUCACUCAAUUUACAAGUACAUGAAAAAGAGGAAGGGAGUGAAGGGCCUUGUUCAAGUGGUACUAACUAUAAAUGCAUUUACAGCAUGUCUAUUCAGUGCAUGUCUAUUCAGGCAUGUGCAUGUCUAUUCAGAAGGAAGCGGCUAUUGGAUAAGCUGGUAUAGGAUUGCAGCCUUAACUAGGUUAUGACCUUUUGCUGCCUCAGCAUGGCAGGGUUCCAGGCUCACAGAAUAAUCGUCUCUGUAGAAAUGUAAAAUUAGCACUUGAGGAAUAUAUAAUUUUAUUUCUACCCAUUAGCAGCAUUGUACAGUUUCCAUGUCGUUAUAUAGAUUGUAUACAUCACUCUAUACAUUCAUCUGUAAAAGCUCUGUGUAGGAGAACUAGUAUUAAUGCAGUGUGUGUACCUUAAGUACUUUAGUUACAUGCUUGCUUGAUGCUGUGUGGUGAUGUUUCUUUAACUUAAGCCUUAACAAAUGUAUUAAAUUUGUCUAAGAUCAGAAUAUGCAAAAACAUUCAUUUAGUGUAAGAUUAGCUCUUUUCCUGUGAAGGCACAAGACUUUCUUUUUUUAAUUAAAUGUUACCAUCCUUAAAACAGGUCCAAGUUUUUGAGGAGGCUCUGUAACCUGCCUAUAAUUCAUCCUACCCCCGUUUUUUACAGAAAUUAUAUGGCCUGGAUUUGACUCCAGGAUACAGUCAUGCUGUUGAUCCAAGCAUGUUGUGGUUAUAUGGAUUAAAUAUUAAGUAAUUCGAUUAAAUUUGUUUUAAAGGGCUAGGGGAUUAAUUAUUGAUUCAUUCCCCCAACUGAAAUGUAGUUGUGUAAAAGAGGAUUGACUAUUUUUAAAUAUGUAAAUAUGUUGGAUUCUGCAAUAGUAAUGUUUUUUGCAUCUUGUAACUGACAUUAAAUCCUUCUGUCUUCAAGAUAAAUUAGAGUGGCAAAUGGAGUGGUGGGGACGCAGCUCUCUUCCAGUUUGGAUCUACCUCAGACUAAGCAGUUGGGUGCUAAUUUAUUCAAAUUAUCAUUGAGAUAGUCCAAAGUGACCAAACCGUAUGUGAUUACUUGUCCUCUGAAGAAAAAGAUAUAUGGGGGUGGGUGGGUGGUGUUACAAAAAUGCAUUUUAUUUUUUUCUUUGUGCCUUUUGUGUUGAGUCCCAAUGCAUAGCAAAAACAAGUCAUACUCCAAUACUAGAAUUAAAUCCUUAUAAACAGCUAAACUGAAAACUGUGUCAGGUUUCUGAAAAUGUAAAAGUGUAUUUUUUGUGUAUUAAACUAUAAAGAUAUACAGCAUAAAGGAACGCUCGUAAAUGAGGAGAUACUUUUUUUUGAGUAGACACAAAACAUGAUACUUACAUCCCAGAUUAUUCUAUGCAUACAUUUGUAUGGUCAUGCACCAAGCUCUUUGUAGCUUCUUGAUUAGUAGGAAGUGGUUUGGAAUUUUAGUCUUGGGAUGAAUAUGCACAAAACAAGGAAUGAAGUAGCUUUGCUUCAUUUAACAGGGACAUGUCCGGCCACUUUUGGAAGAUCAAAUCUUGGCUUGAUAAGCUGGGACAUGUGCAAACCUCCUGCAUCCACUUGACUCCUCCCCUUAUACCAACAGGGAAACAAGCUAGGAAUGCAUAUUUAGCCAUAGGCUUUCACAAGAAACCAUGGUUAAUGGCGCUAAAGCAGCCCUGAAUAUGAAGUGCUGGAUUAAAGUUCCCAUCCAUAUCCUGGCUUGUUUGGAAACCAUUGAAUUAUACUUCCUAGUAUGGACGCGAAGGAUGUCAGUGGUUCCCUUCGCUUGUUUGCCUGUGCAAGAGGCGAAAGGGCCUGCAUGCAGUUGCUUGAAUAUCAUGUACUUCAGCUUAAGUUGAGAUUUGAUUGUCCAGAACCUGCUUUUGUUGGCUGUGGCACUCUGACCAUUCGUGAAAACGUGCGUGUACAUAGAGCUACUAAUACCGAAGCUGUGCAUAUAUACAAGUGUAUAAUCAGUGGAAGUGGUGUUUGCAUAUGUCAGGUAUGGGAAUAAAAACAUCAGAGUAACUUGCUGCAUGCUUUUAUAUAACACUUUGAAUACCCUUUUUAUAUAGAACUUUUUUUACUUUUUUUGGAGACUGAGUUGUAAUAUACUAUUGUUUUUGAAGAUUGGAAAUUUGACUUUAUAAACAGUAACCAAUACAGCAUGGAAAGCUUUCCUGUAAAAUAAUAUUUAGUUUUAAUAUUGAAAAAAGCAAAAAUAAAAAAAUAAAGCAGAGCACCGACAUUCCUAAGUGACAGGAUUUAAGCUAUACCCUAAAGGAGAUUUUUUUGCUGCAGAGAGACUCAAUCAACAGGAAAUAAAUGUGUGCUACAAACUGCCCCACUGGGUCUAUAAGUAAAGCUAUAUUUUAUAAGAGAGUAACCAUCCUUUUAAUAUGCUGCAUAUAAAUGAUCAGCAUUGUUGCACUUUCUCAGUAAUAAUGUCCUGUAAAUUGGCUUGUGGUAAAGAAUUUAAAAAUGUUUUAAUGUACCAUAGUACUUUGGGCAGAAGGUAAGAAGACUUACAGGUACCUCAAGAUUGAAACAAGAGCCUGAAUAUGCUGCAUUUUGUUCCUUUUUAUGUCAUAGAGCAUUUUGUUUGGCUUUCAUUAGCUUUAUUAUUGUUACUGGCUACCUGGCUUUUAAUUUGUACUUGUUGGAUCCCCUGAAGAAUUCUGAGAGUUGGUCUCUCUUCACUUGGUUAGAUAUUCUUACCCGACCGAUGUUAGUUCAGUAUAUGGCAUGAAAUCUGCCCUGCGUUGUACCAUAGAGGAUGUUUUUACAGAGUAGAUUUUGAGAAGGAUACAAAGAUUGUAAAACAGGCAAUUUAUAUGUUGUCUCUUGGUUUAUGUGUUUUAUAAUUACUGGACAUAACUCAGACAGGGGAUUGCUUUUGAACUUGGACCUGUAAUAAUUAUAUCCUGACCAAGGAAUAAGCUAACAAACCAGUUAGGACAACCUAGCUGGAAGGCUGAGCCACACUGGUAUGCCAAAAACGCCUCCCCCCCCCCCCAUUCAGAGAUUGAAUUACUGUCCAAGUGACUUCGAACAACAUAAGCCCUGUUGUUUAGAUGCUUUAGAUGUAAUUUCCUUCAGAAUAAUUUAAGUUGGCAAUUUCCAUUCCCCAAGUACACUAUAACAUGGAUAAAGAGGGAAUUGUUUGAGGGGGAGGGAUGAAGAGAAACGCUUGAACGACACUUCAGAAGACUGUGAAAUUCAACAUUUGUUGUCCUGUUUUUAAGCUUAGGUGGUUCCUCUUUCCAUGUUUGUUUUACAGCUUGCUAGUAAAAUACUUUGCACUACUUCUGCAAUAAACCCAUGUCAAACUAACUUUUUUUUUGUUUUGGUUUCUUGUGUAUGUGUGCGUGUGUAUAUAUAUAAACUACUACUAAAGAUUUAGCAUAGUGUUUUUUACCUCCUUACCAUAAGACAUGUAACAAGCCCAAAAUGCUGUAAACCUUGAUGAAAUAUGUGAAUGAUAUUUUAUAAAGUUAUUUUGUAUGGUGUCAAUUUUGUUUCUGCCUCAUAGUAUGUCAAUAAAUUACUCAUAUUUACAAGUUCAAA
Molecule: messenger RNA, 16142 nt
Organism: Varanus komodoensis (Komodo dragon)
Lineage: Eukaryota; Metazoa; Chordata; Lepidosauria; Squamata; Varanidae
Gene: AGO2
Product: argonaute RISC catalytic component 2
Exons: 19
Coding region: 88-2694 (868 amino acids)
Biological process (GO): regulation of DNA-templated transcription; regulatory ncRNA-mediated gene silencing
Cellular component (GO): RISC complex
Molecular function (GO): protein binding; endoribonuclease activity, cleaving siRNA-paired mRNA; RNA binding
Source: RefSeq, a predicted model, not a curated record